Molecule: messenger RNA, 399 nt
Organism: Cryptomeria japonica (Japanese cedar)
Lineage: Eukaryota; Viridiplantae; Streptophyta; Pinopsida; Cupressales; Cupressaceae
Exons: 1
Coding region: 1-399 (132 amino acids)
Source: RefSeq, a predicted model, not a curated record
AUGGGUUUCUGCACUUUUGGAGGUGGGAUUGUUGGUGUUGUUGAUGGGGUUAUCGGUGUUGUUGAUUUUGCUAUGGGGAGUAUCGGUGUUGUUGUUAUAGUUGGUGCUACUGAUGGGAUAAUUGGUGUUGUUGAUGUUACUGAUGGCUUUGAUGCUACUGAUGGGAUUAUCAGUUUUGUUGGUGUAGUUGGUGGUGUUGAUGCUACUGAUGGGAUUAUUAGUUUUGUUGGUGCAGUUGGUGGUGCUGAUGGCUUUGAUGGUACUAAUGGGAUUAUAAGUUUUGUUGGUGCAAUUGAUGGUGCUGAUGCUACUGAUGGGAUUAUCCAUUUUUUUGGUGCAGUUGGUGUUGUUGGUGUCACAGAGAUAAUAAAGGAUGGCCUCUUUGGAGUAACUAGCUGA